Messenger RNA from Oldenlandia corymbosa var. corymbosa, 1140 nucleotides. The record is from the annotation of a GenBank genome assembly. Lineage: Eukaryota; Viridiplantae; Streptophyta; Magnoliopsida; Gentianales; Rubiaceae.
AUGGCUAGUCUAACCAUUGGGUCUGUCAUAAUCAGAAAUCCUUCAUUUUAUCCAUGCCAACUCAACUCAGACUUCAGUUUCCUCAAUAGGAUACCAUUUCCUUUGUUUCAAACUAAAAGACCAUCAAAUUUUGAAUCCAGAACCUCCUAUAUUCCCCCAUGUUCUGUUUCGGAGAGUUCUGUAUCUUCCCCAUUGGAAGCUGAAGCUGAAGCUAUUGAUGAAGAGGAUGAUCCAACCGCCGAGUUACGCUAUCUUGAUCCAGAAGUUGACCCUGAAAGCAUUUCAGAUUGGGAAAUAGACUUCUGCUCAAGGCCUAUCCUCGAUAUUAGAGGAAAAAAGAUAUGGGAGCUUAUAAUUUGUGAUAGUUCACUUUCACUUCAAUAUACAAAAUACUUCCCUAAUAAUGUUAUCAAUAGUGUCACUCUGAAGGAUGCUUUAUUGACUUUGUGCGAUGAACUGGGUUUACCUCUACCAGAUAAAGUCCGCUUUUUCAGGUCACAGAUGCAGACAAUUAUUACUCGGGCAUGCAAUGAGCUUGGAAUAAAACCUAUUCCUAGUAAACGGUGUUUGACAUUAAUUCUUUGGCUUGAAGAACGAUAUGAAACUGUUUAUAUGCGGCACCCGGGCUUUCAGAAAGGAGCUAAACCACUCCUUGCACUGGAUAAUCCAUUUCCAUUAGAACUUCCGGAAAAUCUUUAUGGGGAAAAAUGGGCUUUUGUACAAUUACCAUUUUCAGCUAUUAGGGAAGAGCUGUCGACCUUGCAAGCAAGAUCUACCUUUGGUGCUGGUUUAGAUUUGGAACUUCUGGGGAUUGAAAUUGAUGAUAAGACUUUGAUUCCUGGACUUGCUGUUGCAACUUCGCGUGCUAAAGCACUAGCAGCAUGGAUGAACGGUUUAGAGGUCUGUUCAGUUGAAGCUGAUCUUGCCCGGGGUUCCUUGAUUUUAUCGGUGGGGAUAUCAACCCGCUAUGUUUAUGCGACGUACAAGAAAACCCCUGUGACAUCCAGUGAAGCUGAAGCGUGGGAAGCUGCAAAAAAGGCUUGCGGAGGCUUGCAUUUUCUGGCUAUACAAGACGACUUAGACUCAGAAGACUGUGAUGGAUUUUGGCUACUGCUGGAUUUGCCACCGCCACCUGUAUAA